UGGUGGCUCGAGACUUGGUACUGUACAUCCCUAUCAGUGCCCAUGCAACCAGGAUGAAAGAAGAUACCACUGACAUGGAGGACGUAGAGAAGAAUGAGAAGAAGUCCAUUACUGAAGGCCCUGCUCCGACGUCCUACUCGGGGGAGGCGGAGCUGGUGGAAGCCGAAGACUCAGACCGUUUGCUGCCGAAGAAGAUUCCGAAGGGUGGCUUCCCGCACUUAGACAUCACAAGAAUCGUUUGCGUUAUGUUGGUGGCCAUCGACCAUGGUAGUCCAAUGUACUCCGAGUGGAAUGUGAUCUAUGUCCAGCAAUGGACCCUCCAGUGGAUUGUUCUGGUUUCGGGGGUUUCUUUCUGUUUGUCCAGCAAGCCGCUGUUGCCCUAUUUGGGUCGUCUGGCGAUCUAUGCCGCAGUUGGAAUCAUGGUGAACUGGUCUGCCUGGAUUGCCACGGGGCAAGACUGGGAGCAUGAUUUCUUCAACGUGGUUUUCCAGAUGUGGUUCAUCGUGGGGCUCAUGCUCUUUUGCACCAUUCUGGCGCCCUUGAAGUAUUGGCUGAAGCAGGACGCGACGCAGCUGGAAAGCGCAGAGCCGCUCCCCUCCGAACCUGCUGAGGACGAGGGAGUGCUCAACAUCGUUCUAACGAUCGUCAUGGCGUUGCUAUUCAUUGGCCUUUUGUGCGUCGUGUUCCUCCCGAAGUUGUUGAACCCCUUCGUGGCUCCGAUUUUCUUGGACUUCGCCAAAGCAAUUCAUGGCGAUGGCAAUGUCUGGGGUUUGCCGAGCAAUCUCAAAGAGUCACAGGACUUUGUGGCUCACUUGUGCACCUAUGCCUUCCUCACCUUGUCGAACCUCUUCCUUUUGAGGACCUUCCGAUCCAUUCGGAUCAAAGCCUCGAUCAUUCCCUGGAUGAUCAUGGCCAAUACCCUGGUCAACCGAUCCUUGAUGUAUCGCGGUCCAGAGGAGAGGCCGUUCCAUUUGCUCGACAUCAUGAUCUUGGGUAUGGUGACACAAACCUACGGCCUGAUGUAUCGGAAGACAGUGGGUGAGUACUACUGCCGAUAUUGGUUUGUCUUGCUCAUCGGCUUUGCGUUGACCUGGCCGCCCUAUUUGGACAAGCGCUUGGACAUGUAUCCCACCUUUGAUCGAAUCCUCAGGCGUGGGGAGGGGGACUGGGUCAUGGUAGCAGGGGCGAUAGGGAAAGAUAUGGAAAGAUGGAAAAAAUGA
This is a messenger RNA of Cladocopium goreaui, 1220 nucleotides long. The record is from the annotation of a GenBank genome assembly. NCBI's taxonomy places the organism in Eukaryota, Dinophyceae, Suessiales, Symbiodiniaceae.